AAACCACAAAAACCUCUCUCUCUCUCUCUCUCUCCAUAUUUCUUUUACUACCUCUCCGUCUACUUCUCACUUCUUUACACUCUCCUUCUCUCUUUAAACCUCACCUCUUCCUCUCUCUCCUCCUGAUCUCUCUCUAAAAGAUGUCUGCUAAUCCGGUGACGAAAUUCUCAGAACGUCCCGGCAACUUCCCGACCACUUUCCGGUGGAAAGUUGUUCGGAUUAUACUCGCCGACCCCGACGCCACCGACAACUCCAGCGACGACGACGAUGAUGCCAAAGUUGUGAAGAGGCAUGUCAAAGAGAUCCACUUCAACCAAUCGAUUCACUCAGUACCCAAGCCACAGCAAAGAAAGAGGAGAAAGCUACGGAGCUUUGGGUCGCCGGAAUCUGACACAUCUCGCCGGAAAAAGUUCAGAGGCGUGCGUCAGAGGCCUUGGGGUCGAUGGGCUGCGGAGAUCCGAGACCCGGCCCGGAAAAAGCGGGUCUGGCUCGGGACUUUCGACACGCCUGAGGAAGCCGCCAAAGUCUAUGACAGAGCCGCCGUUAACUUAAAGGGUCCAGACGCCGUUACGAACUUUCCUAAGGUAGAUGUAACGGAGGCGGUGGUUGACGACGUUAAGAAAGACGGUGAAGGGUUGCAGAAGGUUGAAGCGUCGUCGCCGAAGUCAGUUCUCUGUUACGAGGAGUUAACGCCGUUCGACGGAUUCAGUUACGGUGACGUUGACGUUUUCGGAUUUGACAUCGACUUGCCGUUAUGUUUGCCGCAUCCGUCGGUGUUGGAGAAUUACUACGGCGAGGAUGAUCUCGGCGAGUUUGACUUUGAGUUUGCCGAUUUCCUCGUUGAAGGCCGAUAAUGAAUGACAUCCUGUCUGAAAAGUGGGGUCGCUAUGUGAUUAGUGUUUAAACAAAAAAAAUUGUUAAAAUUAUGAAAAAUAUUAAGCCCGCAUAAUUAUUAUUAUAGAGUUAGAUACAACUCCCUGCAUAGACACAUUAAAUACAUAAGUGGCAUUCUGUACAGAGAGUUGUGUUUUUGAGAUUAAAUCCUAUUCAUGUGAAAAAGUUGUAACAUUGUAUUUUGAAAUUCAUGAUACAAUGCUUUUUAAUGUAAGAUUUUACUAAUGGGUGUACUUA
This is a messenger RNA of Camellia sinensis, 1131 nucleotides long. Its product is annotated as pathogenesis-related genes transcriptional activator PTI6. The record is from RefSeq and is a predicted model, not a curated record. Gene Ontology annotation, molecular function: DNA binding; DNA-binding transcription factor activity. Gene Ontology annotation, biological process: regulation of DNA-templated transcription. NCBI's taxonomy places the organism in Eukaryota, Viridiplantae, Streptophyta, Magnoliopsida, Ericales, Theaceae.